AUGUCGUCCAAGAGGAAGAAAAACGAUAGUUCGGACGAAGAAAGUGAUGAAGUCGAUUGGCAGAGGAAAUAUCGAAAGAUGAGUAAGGAGUUUGGCAAGAAAAUGAUGCGGCUGACAGAAUCGCGGGAAGAGUGUAAUAUGAAGCGCGGGGAGCUGCAUGAAAUGUCUUCGAAGAAUCGUGAGCUGGAACGCCGAUUGAAAUGGGCUAACGAAACACUCCUUCGAUCCCAGUCAAUGCUGAAUGUGAGAGGUGUUAUCGAGUUUCUCGAGGGGAAACAGGAAAUGCCGGAUUCCGUCAGACAGAGUGAUCGACACGACCGAUGGGAAUGGAUCUUCGAUAAUGAUAGCAAUACACAAUUUGUCUUUGGGAAGCUGGUCACUGGAAACGGGUAUUUGUUGAAAGCAAAGGCGAUCUCCUCAUUGUCAGAGGCCUCGAUAUCGAUUAAAUUCGUUCUUUUGAUGCUUUCACGACAAGAGGAUAAAGGAAAUGCGGAGAAACGCUCAAAGUUGACCACCAAAAUCCAGAAGAACGUGUUUCAAGAAGAAGCGUACAUUGCCAAGGAUCCGGCAUUAUCGAACGCUCAACGUGAUUCGGAAGCCGUUUCGGCACAACGCUACUGGAUUGCCAUGGGAACUAGGACCGAUAUUGUUUCUGAUAAGGUAAAUUUUAUUUGCAAUACAAAUUCAAUCCAUUUAUUCCUGGCUCGUCUCAUCUCAGAAACGCUGAACGAUAGGAAAUCGACAUUCUCGAUGAAAGAAAAGACGCUCCCCCUGUGCAAUGCCAAAUUGAAACAUGACGAGAACGGAAUCGACGAGAAGCAGCUGGAUUCAUUGAUCGAGAUUCUCAACGGUUGGACUGGACCAAAGAAAGUCAAUAAGGCGGCAGGAUUUGCCAUUUUACUUAAAAACAACAGCACGACGGCCUCGCGUUCGACCGAUGUCGUUGAGUGGACGACCGAAAGGAAACGAUGCUUUAUUGGUCUGUACUCUCAUUUCGGUGCAACGGAUUGUCGACAAAUUUGCAUCUUUUUUGCGCCACACUUCACGGCGAUUCUCCUGCAUUUCUCGCGGCUUUCAGCUCGCUUUGUGGAUCAAAUAACGGAGAAGGACGCAAACGCUUCUCUACUUGCCGCAGCCCAAGCUUUACCAUCACACCAAUCGAUCGCUUUAAAGAAUACUGUCCAA
Mesorhabditis belari is the source of this 1185-nucleotide messenger RNA. Lineage: Eukaryota; Metazoa; Nematoda; Chromadorea; Rhabditida; Rhabditidae. The record is from the annotation of a GenBank genome assembly.